Molecule: messenger RNA, 3178 nt
Organism: Patella vulgata (common limpet)
Lineage: Eukaryota; Metazoa; Mollusca; Gastropoda; Patellidae
Product: ras-related and estrogen-regulated growth inhibitor
Exons: 5
Coding region: 1803-2456 (217 amino acids)
Molecular function (GO): GTPase activity; GTP binding
Source: RefSeq, a predicted model, not a curated record
AAGUUUACACUACUAUAUCAGUAGCAGACGACAACAAAACAACGCGGCGGGUCGUGAUUUAUAUCAGGAACCAAACGAAAUUGACAUGGCAACCGUUAAACAUGGCUCUCGCCUCCAUGAUUCAUCAACGCUUUGCAAAAUGACGUCUUUGUUCCAGCCCAUGUAGAUAACAAAGGUUGGAAAUAUGUACAGGAAUGCAGCCACCAAGAUAAUAAUAAUAUCAUAGAACUUAAUGCAUUUCUACCCUGAGACAUAAGGGCGUUGUACAAACUGAAUGUAGGUAUGCUUAGAGGAUGGAGUUGAUUUACCUAUACAGAUGACAAGCGGGGCGUUACACCCAAGCCAGUAUUAAUGUAGUAAAGUAUUUAAAAAAAAAAACCCCAACUAAAUCUGGAGUUCAUUAUUUGCGUGAGCACAGACAGCGAGUCGUUAAACAGUUGGAAAAUAUCGUGGAGCAUCGGAAUUCUUUGUGAUCUUCCAGGAAUAUCUAAAGUGAUCAGAAUUGUUUAGAGUCAUUAAUGGAAAGCAUCAAGGGUAAUAAUGUUUGUCAAAAAUUAGUAUAAAUCUUUUGGAUUAUGGAAGUUAUUGUUAAACUGAACAUCUGUUUUAUUUGGUAGCCUGGCAGUGAUCUAAAACUUUUUGUGAAUGGAUUUGAUGGUAUUCACCCGUAACUAACGACCUUGUUGAAUGGAAUUAAAAGUUUACGCAAGAAUUCAAACACAACUAAGACAAAAAAAGUGAGUCUGAAUGAACUGAUGUCUUUAUAAAGUGAAUUGCUGUGUGAUAUGUCUAUAGUAAUCUGGCUGUUAACUACUUACUGCAUUACCCAUUACGAAAUCUCAAAAGAAUUCGUGGAUUCGGUUCAUUAUAAUUUAGACAGUUUUUUUGCAUUAAUAGUGCCAAUAAAUUUCGCAAAUUUGAUAAAUUGCAGAGUUUGUUAGCUUGUUCGCUGUGUAGUAUGAAUGAAGUUUAAGUGAUAAAGGACCUGAAGUUGCCAAUAAAGUGGCAAAUCAGAUCAUCGGAUCAUUAAUUUGAUAAAUUUUUCAUCGUGCGUUGUCUAAUAAUUAUCACUAGACUAGUUAAGUUGAAGAAUUCGAGUUGCUGCAAAUUUCAUCCGUUGAUCAUUGUGUUAAUUUGAUAAGUUGCAGUCGGUGCGUCGUUUAAUAUGACUGGGUUGUUUUAAUAGUUUCAUAUUCAGUCGGUGCGUCGUCUAAUAUGACUGGACUGUUAUAAUAGUUUCAUAUUCAGUUGUACAGACUCGUGUUGUGCAUCGUUCCUGUAUUGAUAUUUCUGUAUCGGUGUAUAAAUUUGAUAUACUUGUAUUCAGCGAAUGUACAGCCGCACGUUGCUUAUCAUGACUGUACCCUAAUGAUACAGGAGCAAAAGUAAACAGACACUAAAAACAACAACGCCCAGUCAGCAAAUAUCAGCCUUAUUCAUGGAAGUUAUUGAACUGUGUCUCGCUCGUAUCGCCGUACAUCGUGUGAAUUAACCUAGAUCCUAAAUCCCUCAAUUGUUUGACAUACAUCGUGUCAAAGUGUGUGACAUAGGUAUCCCAAAUACAGGAUAGAAUAGCUUAUAAAUAGUUGUGUAUCGUGGGGAUAUUAUCAUCGUCUCUCUCUCUAUAUAUAUAUAUAUAUCUAAUAUAACUUGUACUUGAUAUUAGUGAAAUUGAUAUAGGGGUUAACCAAGGGCCGCUGUUUUAUCGUUAACUGUUUGCGGUGAAAAGGAUUUUAUAAAUUAAACGAACUUUAUCGAAAUGGUUUGAUAAAUGAACAAGAAAUCAAUCUGACACAGAAACAAUGACAACGACAAUGAGCAAUGGAUUAAAUAUUAUGAAUACGAACGGAAGGGCUAAAACUACGGAUGUUACUAAGUUAGCGGUCAUAGGACGAGCAGCGGUUGGAAAAUCAGCUUUAGUUGUUCGUUUUUUAACGAGAAGAUUCAUCUGGGAAUAUGAUCCCACUCUUGAAUGUUCCUAUAAACACACUACGAAUAUUGACGAGGAACCAGUUGUCAUGGAGAUACUGGACACGGCUGGACAGGAGGAGAAUAUAAACAGAGAAGGCUACGUCAAGUGGGCAGACGGCUUUAUUCUUGUCUAUUCCAUUACAGACAGACAAAGUUUCGAAGACGUCGUCAACGUCAAACAAUACUUAGAUGACGUCAAGAAAACGAACGUGCAGUGUGUGCUCGUGGGGAAUAAAGUCGAUCUAUUACACGAGAGAAAAGUAGAUUUUUGUGAGGGUGAAAUGGCCGCCCAGGAUAUGGCGUGCGCGUUCUUUGAGACGUCCGUCAGUGAUGGACGGGAAGAUAUAACUGAAAUAUUCCAUGAACUACAUCGUGACAUCAAGCGGAGGAAAAUGAUGGAGAAUAAAGGCAGACGUCGUAGUUCGGCACAACAGGUCCGUCACGUGUUCAAUCGAAUGUUAAAUAAAAUAGGCAAUGGAACUUGAUGAAUGGAUUGACGCACGUGCAGACAUUAAUAUAGUUAUCAAUAUUUAAAAAAAAAGACCUGAUAAUUAUGACUAUAUAUUCAAACUGUGGACGCCAUUAAAGUGACGUAGACAUGCUGAAAGCAGUAAAAGCGAGGUGAAAUUGAACUCCAAACGAUCACCAAUUUAAUCUGAUGUGAAUUCACUAUUGGAGUUGUUUCCCUUUGGAUAAUGAUUGUUCAACAACGAAUACUGUGUAUAUAAGGGGAUGUAACGUUUUAUGUCUAAAACUUUUAAUGUUUUAAUAUUUUCAAUGUAAAGGAAUUGUUAUGAAUGAACAAUAUCAUGAUCUUGAAAAUGCAAUUAAAUAUUUUAUUAUUUUUAAAGGAAAUGUGAUGAAUGAACAAUAUCAUGAUCUGAAAAUACAAUUGAAUUUUUUAAUAUUUUUAAAGGAAAUGUUGUGAAUGAACAACGUCAUGGUUUGAAGUACACCAACAUGUUUUAAUAUUUUUAAAGAAAAUGUUAUGAAUGAACAAAGUCAUGAUUUGAAGUAAACGUACAUGUUUUAAUAUUUUUAAAGGGGCUGUUAUGAAUGGAAAUGUCAUGAUCUGAAAGUACGUGUUUCAAUAUUUUUAAUUUAACACUGUCAAAAAGAUUGUGUUAUGAAUGAACAACGUCAUGAUCUGAAAGUACAUGUUUCAAUUUAUUAAUGUAACGCUGUCAAAAAGACUGUUAUGAAUGAA